Molecule: messenger RNA, 3003 nt
Organism: Cyphellophora attinorum
Lineage: Eukaryota; Fungi; Ascomycota; Eurotiomycetes; Chaetothyriales; Cyphellophoraceae
Exons: 1
Coding region: 1-3003 (1000 amino acids)
Source: RefSeq, a predicted model, not a curated record
AUGGCCGAGUUUUCCUUGCCUAUUCUUACCAAAAUCAACCCCCAGAUACCCGCAGAGCUCUCUGCACACUUUGCGUGGAGUCGAGAACGCGACGUCUACCUGCAGAGGAGCUUUUUGCAACGAAACCUACGGGUAUUUAUUGAUCUCCAUCGAAAAGCUCGCGAUAGGACUCCAACACCUGUAGGAUUCGUGAACACGACGCCAAGGGAGACAGCACAACAACGUCCAGAAGUCGAAACUCGCUCACUAGACGGUCCUGUGGUAGAGGAGACUCCGCCUAGACCUGCUUCGGACCUGUGUGGCAAGCCUAUGCUUGAAGCAGUUUCUAGAGAUACGAUCAUGGUCAAGAUCAUGAAAUCAGAGUAUCAACCAAGCACAAGAAGGAGCCUGAGACAUCUCACACGGGAGUUCGAUGACGAUGAGGCUGAGCUUACUUUCGCUCCUAUCAGUAUACGGAAAAAGAUAAAUUUCAAGGACAACAGACCAAAUGAGAACGAUCGCCCUGCAAAGAGAAGCAGGACGGAUCCAGAGGUACAGAGUACAAAAUGCCACUGUACGUUGACCAUAUGGGACAAUAGAGACGGCAUAGAAGAGUCUGCGGCAGCCUUGGCGGAAAAGCAUAUUGCGUGCACGGUCUUCUGGGCUCAAUACGAAAGCAAGGGCCAUGUUGUGGACAUUCAGCCGGACAAGCCUUUUACCUUACGAGCGGGCGACCUCAAGAUUCCAAUUCGUAACGAUAUCGGCGAGUCAGAGUUGAGGAUGUCCGACAAGUAUUUCAUGGAGAUCAAGAUCUGGCCGACCAGAGACAUCAAGCUUUGGCCACCAAUCCCUUUGUUAGGCAAAAGCGACGGCGAUGUCAACAGACUGAACAGAGCAGCACACGGUCUGCUAGCUGGCUCGUUGGUCGCUAAAUACAACAGUUUGCCUGACCUGCCCGACGCAAACACGCCAAUGAGCAUCUUCUACAUUGAUGAGUCUGGGCGUAUGCUCAGGACCAAAUAUGGCCUUGAGGUUUCUGGAUGCUGGAGUAAAUCUAGCACUGCUUUCCCAUCCUCUCCCGGGCUGCUCAACAACCAACUCUCCUGGACUUUUGAUGACGAAGGUCGUUCCUUUGGUCGGGAGAAGCGAGCUCGCGCAGUGUCAUUCAAGGAAAGCCCUCCAAAGCGUGUGCAGGUCGAGAAAGCUGUACCGAUCAAGCAAACAACUCCAAAAAUCUCAUAUUUCUGGGAGCCACCGUCCGAGGCUGCAUCUUGGGAAGCACACGACGCUAUGCAGAUGACUGAGCUUACGGGUCUUGGAUGCCCUGCAUGUCCGACAUUUGAGGGGCAAAACAUUCUGGAGCUUCGAUUCCAUUUUGUCAAUACCCACUACAGAUUCAACUUCAUCGUCAGCGACGAGAAGUACGAUGCUACCUCCGGCGACCUCAUCAGUGCAUUGUUCCGGGUGUCAGACAGCCGCAGACGACUCGGCGACGAGACAGAAAUCAAGUAUGAGGCCAAAUCAACGCCGUUCGAUCUCUCGGCCUACCUCAACGGCGACAGUAGCUGGACUGGACAGAAGGAUGGCCGUCCUCCUCAAAGGCCACAAAGGUCGCGUCUCGGGAACAUCGUCCGGUUUGACUCGUCGGCGAGCGCGUCCAUAAAUGACUCGUUGCUGGUUCCAGACCCACUGAUAGCGCUACGCAAGCAGAACAGAGGAUACCUCCAACCAGACCAAGUUCCCGACUUCCGCCAGCCCGCUAGGCAGAAGUUCAAGCCCAUUCAGCUCAUCCGUCACACCGACAAUAAUACCACGAUGUACGACUCGAUCACACACCGCCGCAUCGCGCCCUCCGAAGGAGAAAUGUCCGAAACUGACGACGAGCGCGACGACGUAUGGUAUCUCCAACGGCACCUUGAAGACCUCGACAUGGAUGCCGAGCAGGUCAAUCGUCCAGACGCGAAGCGCGAACUCUUCAGGCGAUGGGACAGCCACCGCUUCAAAGAGAAGCUCGAUCAUAUUGCCUUUCUGUCUGAGUCACUCUUCCGCUUCGUGAAGCAAGAGCGAGAGUGGCUGCGAGCUGGCGGACUAGAGCUCAAGCAGGCUUUUGGCACCUUCACGGCGAAUCUGCUGCAUGACCGACUCAUCGACGAGCAAGUUGAGCGGCAGGUACGUCGUAUGAUCUGGGAUUCCCACAGGGAUGAUUCCUCGCUCCAAAAGGCCGAGGCUGGAUCUGGCAAGACAUCGUCUGACCUACCGAUGCAUGCCCCCGAGAGUGCGGCCAAGACCGACCUUCUCGCAACAACGACGGACACGGCAGAGACACUCCAGCAGUGGCGCGCCUGCCUCAAUAGUCUGCCUCGGGGGACCUGCGGUAUCUGCUCGCAGCAGAUUGACCAAGCUGCAGAUACGUCAGUGGUGUGUACGGCAAGAAAGUGCGGUACCGCUUUGGUGAGAUACCACUGGGCCUGCGUCAAACUCGAUCCGCCUCCGAAAGCCAAGCCGGUCAAGGCAUGGAAAUGCAUGGCUUGUCGGGUCGAAGCUAUGCGGAAGACUGGAAAACUCAGCAACGAUAACAGGAAGGGAAAGCUCAGUAACAACAAUGGCAAGGGGAAGGGGAAGGCAAAAGAGCCUGCGUUUGAGAUCGACCAUGGCGAGAUGGCCUUCGUUCUGAUGCUUCUGAAAGAUAUAGACUCAGAAGGUUACGAGCAGAAUAGAGCAGACAUUGAAGGGCGGUUAGCUCUUGCUUCAAAGGAGGGAGGUCCGGAAGAGUUCCAGCGGGUCUCGAAGCAGAUCGCUCGUGUCAUGAAAGAGAUGAACCCCCAGGGAUACGAAGCGGCCAGAGAAGAAGCUCGACAGUGGGAAAGGCUGAUGGAGAUUGAAAAUCGUAUCUACAAGGGGUCGCCGGAGCGCGCGAAAGAUUUGGCGCAUUACAAAAAGUGUCGGGAGCAAUUCGACCUUUGGGACUGCAACCUGCUUGCGACGGGCGGAGCAAACAAGCCCCCGAAUGAUUUGGUAGCAUGA